GAAUGGUAUUUUUAUUUCGAUAUUUUGGAUUUUUUUCAUCAUUUAAAAUACAUAAUUGAUAUAAUGAUCGAAAAAAUGUCGACCGGAUAAUAACUGUCAAAGCUCACGUAAUGGCGACCGCUGCUAGCAAUCACGCGUAAAAUUAGCGUGACCAACGGUCGUAGAGCUUUCCUUUGUCUGAACUUACUGCUAGACUAUUCUGACGUGUUUCGAAUGCGGUGUGUUAAUGGAGAGAAACGUUCCUGACACGUUUGAAGGGUAUUAUACGAUACUAUUGCCUUCUAGUGAAUACAGUGUGAACGUAAUUGGCCGUUUAGUGCUUUCUUCUGGCAAUCAGUUGUUCGUGGUGUGUUCACAAUUGCAUUAAAACUUGCUGGUGUUAUUUAAUACGGUGUAAAAAUCGAUCAUACAAUAGUAUAAGUGACAUGAAUUAUUUAUAUCUUUUCGUAACAUUCGUUAAAUCCGAUCCAUUUCAUUUAUAUUUGAAAUUUUUAUUUGAUUUUCUUAUAAAUCUUAUAAAUCGAAUAAUCUAAUUUCUAUUUUUUCCUUUCAAAAAUUGUAAAGGAAGAAAUAUCGCGAGAUCGUCGUACUUGAUCGAGCAAUUCGAACACGGAAAGAUCAAGUGUCACGAAGUCACGUAAACGAAAAUGGUCAUGGCAAUACAACGGUGACACGGAGAAACAGUUGAUCAAAAGGCAGUGGGUUUCGUGAUGAAAUGACAUAGUAGCUUUCUACGGAGUGGCAGGGUCAUCUGGGUGCAGCUGCCAAUUGUAAACGAUCACUGCACGAUUCUAUUGUUUCGUUUCGCUGAGGAUUCAUUUGGAAGAUGAUGAUCAAUGAUUUAUUAAUAAUAAUCGAUAAAUCUAUAAACCUAUUAAACAUCUUUUAACAAUUGCAAUUUUCUUGCGAACAAUUUAUUAUUUCCUAUCCUAGGUUAGCUUAUAUGGAUUAACAUAACCUAUAAAAUCCUUACUAUCUUUACACUAAAGAAAGUACAAUAAUUCUCGAUACAUCAUUUUUUUUCAUUUUUAAAAUAUAUCAGAUUCUAAAAAAACUUAGAACCUUCACAACACUGCACACAUAACCAAGAACAAAGAGAAAUAACCAACGGUAUCGUUUUCUUCAGUUCACAAAUAUCAAAAUCACCAACCAUGACCCAACAAUAGCCACACGAAAAGAAACUUGGGAACACUUCUGGUUACGAUUCCGUCAUUAUCGUGAAUCGUUUGGUGAAACGAUGGUGGCCGAGUAUCGUCCGUCGCUCGUUCGAUUCAAACGUCCAGAUACAACCUCUCCUCUCUCUCUUUCUCUCCGUCAAUUCGAAAAUAGACUCGACCCUGAAUUAUUCGCCAGAACGAUCCUCCCUUGUCUCUUCUUUCUCUCGCGUGGCUUUAUCGGGUAGAGAAAUCGACGCGAGCUCGCAGCUAAAUUACCGGCUGGCAGCGUGUACGCGACCGUGAUAGACGCGGCAACACCUAACGCCAGUCACGAUGCCAGCGCCACGUGUAAAAACGGCCAUUGUCGGUACAGAGGGAAAAGAGACUCGUUCCGUCGCGUCGAGCACAUCUGAGGGACGUUUCGGAUCACGGACGAUUCGAUGGGGGGCAAUGUGGCUAACGGAUUGUCCUACGAGCCAACCGUGGACGUGUCCGAUCGUUUUCUGUAUCCUGACCUGUCCUACUAGCCUCCUGCUGCUGCUGCAAUGCCUUUAUGGUACAUUGUUCUACGGAAACUGGGAUCGCGAUAACGGGAAGCUUUGACAUUUCGCCGUGUUAAAUCUGGUACUUUAUCGGUAUUUUGUCGUACGGAAUAGAGCGUAGUGCGACUACAGCUCUAUCGGACAGAAAUUUUUAAUAAGAUUGUCCGAGGAGAUAGGAGGAAGAAUAUAUUAGAAGCUGAGAUUAAAAUUAUAUAUAAGUAGUAAUAUUUUAGGUUAGGUUUAUAUUGUUAGUUGAGCAAUUUUCGAUGAACCGUACAUAGAUGGUGAUCAAAUUUAUAAUAAAGUUAUUAAAGAGUAAUCAAAGUUAAUGAAAUCUUUUUCAUAAUGUUUAAAAAAAAUUAGCGAUAGUUUUAGAUUAACAUUAUAGAGAGAUUCAUUCUACGUUCAAUCAACGUUUCUUUAGUUUUCUGUUCUCAUUUCUAAAAAUAAGUAAUUCUCAAUUUUUCUUAACCUUAAAAAAAAAUCACUAUCAAAAUUACUAUCAUUUUAAUUAUUUUAAUUGACUUUUAGCACUUUAUUUUGAUAUAAUUACAUUGUCAUAUGUUUUACAGGAAUAUUAAAAUGAUCCUUUCACUAAUUCAAAAGCUAAAUUUUUUUCUAAUUUUUCUAAUUUCCUUUAUUUUAUAUGAUAAAAGGUACAAGUUAUUUAUAUAUGAUAAAAGGACGAUUAUAAUUCAAGAAAGACUGGAAAACACUGGACAACACGAUCAUCCAGUAUCUCGAUUCUCGACUUAUGGAUCCGGCGAUCGACGAGCAUCCCUCGGAGGUGGCUCACGCGGGUCAAGGCGAACCACGUGCACGUGCGUGUACACGCAAUGGCGCGAGAACACAGGUGGAUGGUUAACGAGCCCUGGGAAAUUUUUCACCUUUUCCCUCCUCCUUAUUCUUAUUUUUCUUCUUCCUCUACUUGUUCCUCGUGUAAGAACUAGUUUCAUCGAUGUAGUCUUUUUGGUUCAGUUUAUAAUCGUGCGCUACGCAAAUCGAUCUAUAGAUACGGAACGCGUACAGUCCUUUUCUGAUCGAGAUACGGACAUGGGAACCGGUGCUAUACUCGGUGAACCUGCGAUAGGAAUGCGGGAGAAGCGAGUGGAUGCAAAGUUGUAUCGCGAGGAUGAAGUGUGUAACAAUUUCUUGCUGCAAGGUACCGGAAAAGAAAAUUAUAUACGAUUGCUAAAUAGCGAAACGUGGUAUUCGUGGUAUCGAAUGCAAGGUAUUCGCAACAUGUCUACGCCAGUGCAGGGCCACGAUGCUCGGUCACAAUUUUCGAAAGGAUUUCACGCGUACACCUCCUACACGGCGUACAGCGCGGCGUAUAGCAGCCGCUUGACAGCUGUCACCUCGGCCGAGGGGGCGACAAGGCACGGCGAGGCGAGGCGAGCCCCGGUGAUUCAUGCGCCACGGGGGGGCACAAGGAUCCGGCGACCUCCUGUCAAGGAUUCCUUCGUCGCAUACCACGCGCUCGAGGUGACAUCGCGGCCGACUGAUUUAAUCGCGAACACACCGUGUUGCAGUCGCGGGCCCCUCGGCCAUGUGCACGGCAUGGAAUUCGAGUCGGCCCAUUUCCACCCGAUCUUUUCUCUUCACUCGCGUAUAUGUUCUUAUGUCGUUCCUUGGACUGUUUACGGAGCGUUAACAACCGUUUGGCCUGAAAUAGACAUCACCGACUUGACAAGUUACUUGAUGCUAUGAUGGAGAUUCACCAAGGAAGAGGAUUUUGUUAUUUCUUAAAGGAUUAUCCUCGAACAUGUAUAAACAAAAAGGCAAAUUUCGAGUACGUGACUUGAAAAGAGUACUUGGUUUUUCUUCAUUUUUGCUCGCUCGUUCGUUAGGUAAUGGAAUUACCCGAACGCAAUGACACAGCGAUUACAUAAUUGCGACCCUCUCGUUGACUCCUCUCCUCCAGCUCCAUUACUCUCUGUACCCCUCUUCCUUGUCCAUCCUUCUUCCAUCUUCUUUCUCUCUUUCCUGCGUGCGAAGCGUGAGAGGAUGGUCGAUUAUUCUCCAGAGACAAAUGACACGAGGAGUAACGAGCGGCAACGAGACUCGUCAAACGUGUCGUUUCCCGGAGCGUCCGCUUCGUUGGAUUGGAGGGGGUCCAGAAAGGAAAGAACCGAACGUUCACUCGAGGCGGUGACUCGUUAGAUUUUCUCGUAUCGAUUGGAAAUCGGAAACGGGAAGUUGGUUUAAGUUGCCGAUCGUGACUUGCGCUAAAGGUGGCUGAUUCCCUCCAUCAGGGUUCGUUUGUUUAAUCGUGUUUUUGAAAAGAUUUUUUAAAAAGGAUGAAUACUCGUUGGAUGAUCUCGUGCAAUUAUUAGUCUAAUUUGUUAAGUAGAGAGAGUUAUACGGUUCUUUUUGAAAUGAAUAUAAACGUUUCAAGAUCCUGGAACCGGAAGAAUCGACAGCUGUUGUUCAGCCGAAGGCUGUUGGAGACGUGGACGAGGUCCGGGUGUGCCUUAUCGCACCGUGACAUCGGGAAGUCGGUUGCCAGGUUAUCCACGCGAGCGCGUGGACACUCGUCUCGAAUCGUCGAUACAUCAAUGCCCGUUAAAUUGUCUUGAAACGAUUUAUAUAGGCCGGCGGCGACCUUGCGAGUUCCCACACGCGCGAAUAAAUGAACGUGGAGCUGUUCCAGAAAUGCAACAAGAAUUAAGUAAUUCCGAAACUAUCACUCUUUGUACGUACGAUUUGUUGUAAAAGUAAAACUAGAUUAGACGUAGUAGUAGUAAGUCAUUGAGCAAUUUUUAAGUUUUCCUUAAGUGAAGUAGAGAUAGAAUAUGAGAAUAACUUUAUGUUCGUUGAUAAAUAAACUGUUGAUGUAAUUAUUUAACAAA
This is a messenger RNA of Apis cerana (Asiatic honeybee), 4551 nucleotides long. RefSeq lists its product as uncharacterized. The record is from RefSeq and is a predicted model, not a curated record. Lineage: Eukaryota; Metazoa; Arthropoda; Insecta; Hymenoptera; Apidae.